Messenger RNA from Volvox carteri f. nagariensis, 2889 nucleotides. RefSeq lists its product as uncharacterized. The transcript has 11 exons. NCBI's taxonomy places the organism in Eukaryota, Viridiplantae, Chlorophyta, Chlorophyceae, Chlamydomonadales, Volvocaceae. The coding region runs from base 1 to 2889 and encodes 962 amino acids. The record is from RefSeq and is a predicted model, not a curated record.
AUGCCUCGCCGGCAUGUAGAUACGGUGCAUGCGAAAAAGCGCAAAGCGCAAUCCGGCUGUGCGCCGGUUGGCAAAGGCGAACAGUUCCAAAGAACUGCCGGCGAGGCGGCAACCGCCGGCAACUGCCGGCAACUGCCGGCAACCGCGGCAACAGCGAUCGUAGCGGCGGUGGCGAACACAGAUCUGGAGCGGCUGGCGCGGCUGGCGUCCAUAAUGGACAAUUGCACGACGUCGCUGGCCGUGCUGUCCAAUGUAGUAUCAGUGGCGUGCCCAGAAGAGGUAGAGACUGUGCAGUACAUCACUCAUGUGCACGCGGAGGAUGGGCAGCAGGCGAGGUCGGCGAUGAGGGAUGUGGCCGCGGCAGCCAUUUUCGACAUCAUUCGGCGGCAUGUCCUUCAUGGCUGGGCCCUGGCAUUCCCGCUCCGGGAAUGCGUGGCGUUGCCCAGCGCGCGCGCGAACGAGAUUCUGCAGUCCACGUCGGCGGCAUACGGCCGCGAAAAGCAUGUGCUGUGCGGCGUCACGGUGAUGGACUUCGUCAGCAGGAACAUCCUGGGCAUCGUGGUGCAGGCGUUGGCCAGCACGCGCGCCUGGGCUGCAGAGCAGGGACUGCUUCUGAGGGCGGAGCAUGGUUCGCCCUCUGGGGACGGGCUGGUGUUGGCGGGCGGCUGCAUUCACAACGCGCUGCAGCCCGUGCCUCAGCGAUUGUCGGGGGCGCAGGCUGAUGCAGACAUCUUCGCGCGUCUAUGCAACAUCGCCAACAUAUCCGAUGAAGACGCGGCGCACUUCUGGGCUUCGGUCAGCGUUUACGUGGUAAGCCUCCCCAGCACUUGCACGGCGGUGCAAUAUAGAGAAGCCCUACAGCAGCACCGGCUGCUGCCGGGCGAUGUGGAGCUGGCGGUUCUUGCCCAUGCUCUCAACAUUGCGCUUACAGUGUUUGACCCGGAUGGGCUGCAGAUCUGCUAUUGGGGCACCAGCACAGUGCCAACGGAAGUGUGCCUCAUCCGGCAGAUGGGCCUCGCUGGCACCCCUGUGUCUUACUGCCUGCUGGAUAUGUUGCCGGAUGCUGAGCAACACAUUCCUGGGUACUUCGGAGCAUCCUGGCGCAGUGGCGCCGGCCACAGCCUCGGCAUCUCUGUGCAGCUUGCGGCUUGGAGUGCUGUCACAAGCGUGCUGCUGGCCAGUGCACUUGUGGUGUGCACCGUGUGCGGUGUCACCAGCACCGACCUGCACGAUGACCUCAAUGGCAAUGAGCGAGCAGAGUAUCUGGCCUUCCAUCCACCAGACUAUACCAAGGCCAUCGUGUCCUUGGACGCCAUCGACCAACUGCGGAUAGGCCUAGUGGAUGUUGGACUUGGUUUUUUUCCAGCAGCCUUUGGAUUUGUUGCUGGCAAGCUUCAGCAGCAGCAUUGCAUGGAAGCGCUGGUCUUGGAUUGGGCACACGACUCCACGCGCUGCGUCAACAUGCUGCCCCCGGCACUGCAGGAGGUGCUGGGAUGGAGCAUGCAGCACAACCCGCUCGUCAGGGAGUUCCUCACCGUUGCUGAACAAGUCCCGCCCAAUCACCCGUUGCCAUACCUUUCUCCAGCUGAUGUGCAAUCGUUUGUUGCCAGUGAGCAAGCCUGCAAACCACUUGUGCUGGCCACCCUGGAAACAGCAGAGGCAGCUCACUCGCUGAUAUCUGUGGUUGUGCCUGCCAUCCAGCAUGCAGCCAUGAAGCAUGCACCCGUGAUGUACACCGCGGGAACAUUGGUUCCGUGGGUGCCCACUCGGCCUGAGCUCAACCUGGCUGUUGCUGCAGACGGGAGCCCACUGGACUAUCAGUUUGGCCUGUCUGUGGAGAUGGCCAUGUUCCCCUAUCUGUUUCCCUUUGGUGUUGGCGCAUUUAUGGGCGGCACGACCUUGGUCAAGUACUUAGCAUACCGCGCCAAGUGCCUUUUCAGUGUGUGGAAAGCCGUACUUGCUGCUCAUGUAUGUGCUUCACCAGAGUGCCCAGCUGCAAGAGCAAAAUACAGAGGUGAGUGCAUGGCCGUGCUGGAGAGUGUGCUCCUCGACUACAAGUCCCAGCACCCUAACGCGAGUGAUGAGGACGCCAUCCGUCACAUUCUCAAGCACAAGCUGCCGGCCACGUUGCCCAACACGCCUGCAUGGCACCGCAGCAACCUUCAAGAUUUGCUGUGCAUGGUGGACCGCUUUGGCAUGCUGUCGUUCUUCGAACACUCACAACCGAUGAAGUGUCUCCCACACGCUGGCCCGAAGUCGAGUCGCUUCUGUGCUGGCUUCACAUGGCAAGACGCCCCAGCUGAGAAUGCAUUCAUCGCCCACAAGUGCAUGCAGUCCUUCAUGACCGACAUGCUGAAGGCGGGCCGCGGGGCAGUCCAGGCUGGCGGGGCCCUUGGCCGCGUCACCAACUGGGUGGAUGUGGACCGGGUAGCAUCGGAGAUUGUUGCCUGUGUGCCCGCUGUGUACCGUGGGGAUGAUAGCCAUCCAUUGUGCCCCUACACGGCAGAGUACUGGCAGCAGCCUGAAGAGCCCUGCCAGCACGACCUUUUUCAUCAUGUUUUGCGCAAACAGAUGCACAUCUGUUUGUCUGGUGGCCAUGCUGGCUGCUGUGCAUCUGGUGUAUGCAAGUACAAGUUCCCAUGGGCGCCAAACCAAGAGUCCACACCUGUCAUCGACCCUGCGACCCUGCGCUACCAGUACUACCGGCCAUCAUGGGUGCAUCAGAAUGUGGUCCCAUACCACCCCACCCUGGCACUGCUGUGGGGGGCCCACAUGAAUAUACAGCGGAUCAACUCAGGUGAUGUGCACAGGGGCUUCGAGCAGAUCCCAGGUGUGCUGGUUGCGGGGGAGGAAACUGCAGCGCGUGUGGGGACAGGAGGAGGCCGCUAA